AUGUGGUUCAUUAAGGUGCUCAACGAUCUGAUGAAUGGACGUGAAUGGGAAGAAUCGGGACAUUUUCCAAGAGUCACACUUUGCGACUUUGAAGUGAAAGUCUUAGGCAAUGUUCAUCGCCAUACUGUCCAAUGCGUGCUGAUGAUCAACAUGUUCAAUGAGAAGAUUUUCCUAUUUCUAUGGUAA
Molecule: messenger RNA, 186 nt
Organism: Cooperia oncophora
Lineage: Eukaryota; Metazoa; Nematoda; Chromadorea; Rhabditida; Trichostrongylidae
Source: the annotation of a GenBank genome assembly